GUUGUGACAGGUGUUUGGCCCGAAUCAAAGAGCUUUUCUGAUGAAGGCUUUGGUCCCAUUCCUAAAAAAUUUAAAGGGCGAUGCGAAAAUGAAAAUGAUCCAACAUUUAAAUGCAACAGGAAGCUUAUUGGAGCGAGAUAUUUCUUCAAAGGAAUUGCGGAAGUGCUUGCAUCAAGUAACACAACCGUUAACAUAAAGCCAAGCCCUCGAGACAUGAUGGGCCAUGGGUCCCAUACCUUAUCAACUGCGGGGGGGAAUGUUGUCCCUGUGCUAAGAAAUGAUGCAUAUUGUUUUGAAGCAUUGGAUAUAAACAAUGUUAGCGUAAAAGGCGGGUCGCCUAGAUCACGAGUCGUUUCCUACAAAGCGGUGUGGCCAGAAUUGAAAAUAUCGAAAGCGAUUGCAUGUUAUAUGGAUUCGUUGGCAGCUAUGGAAGCUGCAAUAGGUGACGGUGUUGAUGUAAUUAAUUUAUCAUUAGGAGCGGUGUACACCCUUAACGACCUCAAAGCACCAGGAGAUUACUAUUUCCAAGAUCCUUAUUCAAUCACUUCCUUCCACGCUAUGGUCAACGGCAUCGUUAUCGUUACUUCUGUUGGAAAUGACGGACCAAAGCCACCUGUUGUCGGCAACCCAGCUCCAUGGGUGCUCACGGUUGCCGCCGGUACUAUUGACAGAGAGUUCACGUGCAAUAUCAUUUUAGGCAAUGACCAAAAGAUUAAGGCGGCUCGAUAUUUUGAUCCACCAAGUAAUGAUACAUUUUACCCUUUAAUCAGUGGUGCAGACGCUCGCAUUAUUGGUGCUGAUUUGACUAAUGCAUCAUAUUGUUUCCCUGAAACUCUUGAUCCAGUGAAGGUAAACGGGAAGAUUUUAGUUUGUACCGUGGAACAGGGAGAUUUAAAUAUGCCUUAUUUGACAAUAGAAGCAACAAAAAUUGGAGCCAUCGGCGUCAUCGCAACAAAUAACGAAAUCCUUGGAUCUACAUUGUUUCCUGACUCUAAUCAAAUGCUUCCCACGGCGCACAUUACCUAUAAAGACGCUCAAUCUCUUUUUUCUUAUAUCAACUCUACAAGGACUCCAACGGCAAAACUUACUCAAACAAGAACGAUAGUGCAAACAAAGCCAGCUCCAGUUGUUGCCGAAUUCUCAUCUAAGGGUCCUAACACAAUCACUCCCGAGAUUUUGAAGCCUGACGUACUAGCUCCCGGGGUAAGUAUUAUCGCUGCUUGGUCACAAGAUCCAAAUGCUACUAUGUCCGGCGCUUAUUUUCCACAUAGCGGAACAUCAAUGGCAGCUCCUCAUGUUGCUGGUAUUGCUGCACUUCUUCGAAAACUAUAUCCUCACUGGACCCCAAGCGCCAUCAAAUCUGCUAUUAUAACUACAGCAACCCCCUUGGACAACAGCGGUAUGAGAAUGCAUGAAGAUGAUAUGGUGCACGAGGCUACACCAUUUGGUUUUGGCGCAGGCCUAGUACAACCCAACCAAGCGAUGGACCCUGGUCUAGUUUAUGACAUGACUGUAAAUGAUUACAUUGACUUCCUAUGUGCACACCAUUUCAACAAUACAGUUCUCGAACUAUUCACCAAACAAUACGCUUAUAAAUGUCCUCAAUCAGUUAAUAUCUUGAAUUUGAAUUAUCCUUCUAUCACUAUUCCUAACUUCUCAGGUAGUGCAAGUGUUACUCGAAAGUUGAAAAAUGUUGCACAACCGGCCACAUAUAAGGCACGCAUCAAAGCACCACCUGGGAUUUCAAUCAUAGUAAAGCCUAAUACGUUGGUAUACUCUAAACCGAACCAAGAAAAAAAAUUUAAACUUAUCUUCUCCUCAGACAUCAAUCAUCUUCCUCUUGAUUACCAAUUUGGAAGUUUGGUGUGGUCAGAUGGUAAGCAUAUUGUAAGAAGCCCUAUUGUCAUCAAGGCCAAACACAGAACUACUCCCCUUAAACAUUAGUCAUUAGUUAUACUUUCUUUAGUUGUAUCUUUUUUUAGUAAGUUUUUCUUUUCAUUGGCUUAAUUAGUUUUGUACUACUCUAGUUUAAUAAGAAAACAUGAUCAUAGAAAAUUGAUGGAUGGUUUACGAUGCUUUUACUUUAAUAUCGUCUUACACCUAUGUUUUGUAUAUAUUUUUCUAAACAAUCAAUCAUCUAAUCAUUACCAUUACUAUUGAUAUUUCAUUUUUA
Beta vulgaris subsp. vulgaris (sugar beet) is the source of this 2173-nucleotide messenger RNA. RefSeq names its product subtilisin-like protease SBT5.4. NCBI's taxonomy places the organism in Eukaryota, Viridiplantae, Streptophyta, Magnoliopsida, Caryophyllales, Amaranthaceae. The annotation marks the transcript as partial. The record is from RefSeq and is a predicted model, not a curated record. The transcript has 7 exons. Gene Ontology annotation, molecular function: serine-type endopeptidase activity. Gene Ontology annotation, biological process: proteolysis.